Molecule: messenger RNA, 378 nt
Organism: Brugia malayi
Lineage: Eukaryota; Metazoa; Nematoda; Chromadorea; Rhabditida; Onchocercidae
Gene: Bma-mpc-1
Exons: 3
Coding region: 1-378 (125 amino acids)
Biological process (GO): pyruvate import into mitochondria
Cellular component (GO): mitochondrial inner membrane
Source: RefSeq, a predicted model, not a curated record
AUGAAUGCAAUUAUGAAGGGUUUAUCUCGCCAUUCUACAAAAGAAUGGAUCAAUUAUUUCUGUUCCACGCAUUUUUGGGGUCCUGUUGCUAACUGGGGCAUCCCAAUUGCCGCAUUGGCAGAUUUAAAGAAGAAUCCCGAUUUGAUCUCAGGUCCAAUGACCGCUGCUCUGUGCAUCUACUCAGCAGUUUUUAUGCGAUUUGCAUGUCGUGUUGAACCACGCAAUAUGCUUCUUUUCUCGUGCCAUUUCGGAAACAUAUCUUUGCAACUCAUGCAGAUGGCCCGUUUUCUUAAUCACAAUUAUCUACACAUUAUGGAGGAUCCAACAUUCGAUUAUGGUCAAACCAAUACCACAUUUCUUAUGGAAAAAGUGGAGUAG